This is a messenger RNA of Hibiscus syriacus, 1482 nucleotides long. RefSeq names its product membrane-associated protein VIPP1, chloroplastic-like. Lineage: Eukaryota; Viridiplantae; Streptophyta; Magnoliopsida; Malvales; Malvaceae. Bases 61 to 1482 code for a protein of 473 amino acids. Gene Ontology annotation, cellular component: chloroplast. Gene Ontology annotation, biological process: thylakoid membrane organization. The transcript is spliced from 13 exons. The record is from RefSeq and is a predicted model, not a curated record.
UUCUUUUCUUAUUUUCUCACAGCAAUAAAGAUUUCAAUUUUUCUUUCUGUUAAUCCUAAGAUGUCUGUCAAGUCUCUCAUAAUUACUGGAUUUAUCAAUCCUUUGAAACCCACUGCUUCUUCUUCAAGCUCUGGGAGUAGUAGCAGCCUCUCUUUAGUUAAGAAACCACUCACUUCUUCCUUAUUCAAUGGCGUAGUGGCUGCCCUAAAAGUUACCAGCACAAGGACCCUUCCAGGAAGAUCUCAUUGUCAUAGACAAGGUGGAGGCGCUCUUGGUACACGCAUGAACCUUUUUGAUCGAUUUGCUAGAGUUGUUAAGUCAUAUGCAAAUUCAAUCUUAAGUUCCUUUGAAGACCCUGAGAAAAUUUUGGAUCAAGCUGUGCUCGAAAUGAAUAAUGACUUAGUGAAGAUGAGACAGGCCACUGCACAAGUAUUAGCGUCUCAAAAGCGGUUGGAAAACAAGUACAAUGCUGCACAACAGGCUUCUGAAGAGUGGUACCGCAAAGCACAGUUGGCUCUGCAGAUAGGAGAGGAGGAUCUUGCACGUGAAGCCUUCAAGAGGCGUAAAUCUCUUGCUGAUAAUGCUAAUUCAUUGAAAGCUCAGCUUGAUCAACAGAAAAGUGUUGUUGAUAAUCUCGUCUCUAACACGCGACUUUUGGAGAGCAAGAUACAAGAGGCAAAGUCAAAGAAAGACACUUUGAAAGCUCGUGCUCAGUCUGCAAGAACUGCAACUAAAGUCAAGGAGAUGGUGGGAGAUGUCAACACUGGCAGUGCUUUAGCAGCUUUUGAGAAGAUGGAAGAGAAAACACAGCCUAUUUUUAUAGGCUAUAGAUUACAAGUUAGAGUCCUACGAGAUUCAUCAGGUAAGAGCUUGAAAUUCAGCCUCUACAUUGCUUUAAACCACAGACUGCUUUUUGCUUCUCCAUAUGUUCGGACAAGGCAAGGUGAAGAACAUGCUCCUUCUGGAGUGCAUGUACAAGACCAAGACAUUUUCUUCAAAACGUUGGACUGUAUUCUAAAGCGUUUCCAACCUCAUGUUCCUUCUACUCAGAGAAUGAAUAUAGCAAAUGAGUUAAAGGGAUUAGGAGCUCAUGAGUUCAAAGGUGAAACCAAUGAAGGUCCUGUUGCUGAGGUAGUUAAUCGUGCUAAAGCUGUAGAGAUAGCUCAUAAUGAAUGGUUUAGGGAGAAAAAAGCCCAACCUUCUAAAAAAAUUGGGGCUUCAUCAAGUUCUGCACCACCCAAGAGAAGUAGAGAUUCUGGUUUUCGAUCUCAGACGAGGUCUAAGUUAGUGGAAUUCUCUAUUAGAGGAUCAAAUCAGAUGAGAGCUAGACAGACUCAAUCAGUGGGGUCUGGACAUUACAUGAGGGAUUAUCUAUUGAGGGCCGAAGAACCUGCACAGUCAAAGCGAUCUGGUUUGAUGUCUCAUAGAAGAAGGAUAAGGGGUAGAGGAAGAAGUCAGCCCGAAUUCUCUACUCAAAAAUAA